GAUUUGUGGAGUCUAUGAUGAGCGUGAAGGCUUCAUCUCGCAGGUUCCUAUGGCAACUGAUCAAACUCUUCUUGACAUGAGCUCUGCGCGCGUCCUGUGCUUGUGUACAGCAAGAACGCAGUGGCGCGCGGAUCAGCGGGAAUGCGCACUGAACUGCAGUGCACGCCUGUCCGUGACAGAAGACUUUACAGCAGAGUGGAUUCAUACUUUGGGUGUACCAGCAACAUCUAAAAGACAGUUUGACAAGAAGAAUUUUGAGGCAGGCAGGUGAAUUUAGACGAUCACAGGAAGCUGACCAUCAACACCUCCUCAUGAUGCACAUGAACAGCUUGUUGAACCGAUGGAAUGAGAUCUCCAAGAUGUGUGAGGUGGGUGACACUCCAGAACCGGUCAGUCCCACGCUGCUCAAUGAGUCCACAGACACCUUCUGGCAGACCGACUGCUGGCACAGACUCCGCACCACCGUCCGUAAACUAGAGUUCUGGGAAGACUUCAGUGCAGAACUUAUCGGAACCGGCUUCUUCUCCAAGGUCUUCAAGGUGAUACAUGGCACCACCAAGAAGGUUAUGGUAGUGAAGAUCUAUAAGAAUGACGUGGAUCAGAACAGCAUCGUGAGGGAGAUCAGUCUCCUUCAGAAACUCUCCCACCCCAACAUAGUGAGGUACCUGGGGAUCUGUGUCAAGGAGAACAAGCUGUAUCCAAUUCUCGAGUAUGUGAGCGGAGGCUGUCUGGAGGAGCUGCUGGCCAGGCAUGACGUCAGCCUCUGCUGGAGAGAGAAGAUUGAACUGGGCUGUGAUAUUAGCCGAGGAAUGACCUAUCUCCACUACAAGAACAUUUACCACAGAGAUCUCAACUCUAAGAACUGCCUAAUCCGCGUGACCUCGCGUGGCAGGGAGGCUGUGGUCACUGACUUCGGGCUGGCUAGAGAAGUGGGGGAUCUGCCCGCAAAAGGUCCCGACAGGAAGUUGUCUCUGGUGGGGUCGCCCUUCUGGAUGGCCCCUGAAAUGCUUCGAGGAGAGCCGUACGACCGCAAGGUUGAUGUCUUCUCUUUUGGGAUCAUGUUGUGUGAGAUCUUAGCAAGAAUCCCUGCAGACCCAGAAGUGCUGCCCAGGACACAGGACUAUGGGCUGGAUGUGGAAUCGUUCAGAGAGCUGGUGCAGGGCUGCCCUGAGCGGGUUCUGGAACUCUCUGCCAGCUGUUGUCAGAUGGAUGCAUUCCGAAGGCCUUCCUUCUCUGAUCUCCUGGAUGAGCUAGAGGACAUCGCUGAGACCCUAGAGCCACCAGACAACAUCAUAACCACUGGGUGAUCUCCACAAAUACCUCCUAACAAACCCUGGACUGAAGGAUUUAAGGGACUGUGCUAAAUAAGAGCGUGCAGCAGUGGACCGUGACUAGCACUCUGUUCUCCAAAGAGGGGAAUAUAGAGGGGAAUGUCUGGUGAUUGAGGACAAAAUCACUCAACUGAAUGUCCGUUCUUGAGCCCUCCCUGCAGCGUGCGA
This is a messenger RNA of Carassius carassius (crucian carp), 1499 nucleotides long. Its product is annotated as dual specificity testis-specific protein kinase 2-like. Bases 312 to 1307 code for a protein of 331 amino acids. Gene Ontology annotation, biological process: protein phosphorylation; actin cytoskeleton organization. Gene Ontology annotation, cellular component: cytoplasm; nucleus. Gene Ontology annotation, molecular function: ATP binding; protein serine/threonine kinase activity. Lineage: Eukaryota; Metazoa; Chordata; Actinopteri; Cypriniformes; Cyprinidae. The transcript is spliced from 10 exons. The record is from RefSeq and is a predicted model, not a curated record.